GGGGGGUCUGUUUUUUGGUUGAAGUCCCAGCGUCGACGGUGCCAUCGUGGAGCCCCCACUGUUGGGGGAACGAAGGAGGGCAUGAGCAUGAAAACUCAUCAGAGGUCCGCGCGGACCUCUGAGUUUUAAUGUUUCUGUCAUUCUUCGUUUCCCCAACUGUGCACUGCAUCUCUCCGCUCCGCCCCCCGUCCCAUCGUCGACGGCGGUUGUGCCAUGCUGCGCCGUGGGCGAUCUGGCCCGAAGAGCCCCAUACAGGGAGCGAGCGUGUAGCCUCUUGAGUUUGUGCUUCGCCCGAGCACUGGGGAGCAAAACAACGUCAUGUCGAUGCCGCUGUCUGUCCUCGCGGGCCAUGCGGCGGCCUCGGCUGGCGCCGCUGGCGCUGCUGGGCCUGCUGGCGGCCCUGCGGGCGGCGCGGCAGGGGGCCUUCGUGGGCGCCCGCGCGCCGCCCCCCCGCGGCGCCGUGGCGGUGCGGGCCCAGAGCCAGGAGGAGAAGGACAAGGAGAGGCUCGAGUUCAUGGACUCGCCGAUUGGCCAGGCAAUCGGCGCCUUCGCAAAGUUUCUGUCGGAUUCGCCCCUGAACGACGGGAAGAUAGCGUUCGCCAAGAUGCAGGCGGGCGACUUCGACGAGGCCGCCGUGGGCAAGAAGGUUGACGCCUAUCUGGCAAAUAACGCGGCCGUGAUGUUCUCGUUCUCCAAAUGACCCUUCUGCAUCAAGGCCAAGAAGGAGCUGACCGACCUCGGGGCGAACUACCUCGCACUCGAGCUGGAUGAGAUGGGCGACGAGGGCAAGCAGAUCCGGGCGGUCCUGGCGGAGCGCACGAGGCGCACCAGCAUGCCAAACAUCUUCAUUGGCGGCCAGGGCGUCGGCGGGUGCAACGACGGCCCGGGCAUCAUGACCCUGCAGAAGCAGGGGGAG
This is a messenger RNA of Prorocentrum cordatum, 916 nucleotides long. The record is from the annotation of a GenBank genome assembly. NCBI's taxonomy places the organism in Eukaryota, Dinophyceae, Prorocentrales, Prorocentraceae.